AUGGCAUCGAACGUCGGCGCCUUCCUCGCUUUGCCGCCGCAGAUCUUCCUCGUGCUGUUCCUCGUCUUCCUCAACUCGUUCCAGGGCUUCGGCAUCCGCUUCGUGCGGUACCAGUAUUUGACCAACGAGUACGGCUUCUCGGACAAAGCUGCCGCGUCGCUGCUGGGCGUGCAAGCCACGCUCAACCUCUUCUUCGCCGGCGUCGGCGCCGUGCUGACCGACGCCGUCGGCGUCCGCCGCUGCGCGAUGGUCGCCAUGUCCGUGUCCAUCGUCGGCCGCGCGCUCGUGGCCUUUGGGCGGUCGCGCCUCGAGCUCUACGCGAGCUUCCUCGUCCUCGCGCCCGUCGGCGAGGCGCUGCUGUCCGUGGGCAUCUAUCGCGUGUCGCUCAAGAAGCUGACGACGCCGCGGACGCGGGCCUUCGCCUUCGCGGUGGAGUACGCGACGUUCAACCUCAGCGGAGCGCUCGCGGACGUGUUGAUCGACGCGCUCCGGCGGCGGCCCGACGCCGUGAUCGGCGGCGCGACGUUCACGGGCACGCGGCUCUUCCUCGUCGCCACGUUCUUCGUGCUGCUCGCGUCGUGGGUCGUCGCCUUCUUCGGGCUGCGGGACGAGACGGUCACCGACGCCGACGACCCGGAGGAGGGCGCCGCGCCCGCGGCGGGGUCGCCGAAGCGGCGCGCGCGCGCCUACGCGGGCGGCGCCUGGUCGCCGCGCGCGUGGCUCGCGUGGCGGAGGGAGGAGACCCGGCGCUACGUCGUCUCGCCCACGCGGCCCAAGGCCUUCGUCGCGCCCGGGACCGCGCCGGCGUCGCGCGUCGAGGCGGCCCUCGCGCAGCUGAGACGCGUCGCCGCCGAGGCCGCGACGACGCUCCGGUCGCGGCGGCUCUGGCGCGUCUUCGUCGCGUCGCUCGCGGUCUUCGGCGUCGCCAAGCAGUGGUCCGAGUCGGAGCAGCUCAUGCCGCCGUUCCUCGAGCGGCGCUACGGCGAAAAGGUGCCCAUCUUCACGAUCCACUCCAUCAACCUCUGGGGCUGCUUGAUUUUUCCGACCUUGGUCGCCGCGAAGACGUCGGAUCUGCCGGCGUUCCGCGUCAUCGUGCCGGGUUUGUGGAUCAUGGCGCUGUCGCCCCUCGCGCUCGUCGCGUCGCCGACGCCCGCGGGCGCCGCGGUCUGGCAGGCCUGGCUCACGGCGGGUGAGGUGCUGUGGAGCCCGCGGUUCAGCGCGUGGACGAUCUCGCUGGCGCCCGAGGGCCGCGAGGGGCUCUUCAUCGCGCUCGCGGGCGUGAAAGAUCUGCUCCUGACCUGGCCGUCGACGAUGCUCGUCGGCGUGCUCAACGCGCGCUUCAACGAGAACUGCCCGAGCUGCCGCGACGCCGUCGGCCACUUCUGUUCCACGGUCGUCGACGCCACAACCUGCGCGUCGCAGACGGGCGUGUGCGACGCGCCGGCGGGCGGCUGGGAGACGAACGCCGCGGGACACGCGGUCUGCCCGGCGACGUGCCUCGAGUGCGCGUCCUACUCGGACCCGAACCCGCGCACGCUCUGGACCGUGGUGCUGCUGCUGUCGCUCACGUCGCCCGUGGUCGUCGUGUUCGCUCUCCCUUUUCUGCGGGACGGCUCCUACCGCCUCUGCGCGCCGUCGUCGGACCGGCUCCGCGACGUCUGCGGCGCGGGCCGCGGGCUCCGGCCCCGCGCGGCGUCCGGCGACGGCGUCGCCAUGGUCGCGCCGCCCCAGGACGAGACGGGGCUCCUCGAGGCCCCCAAGGCGGACGCCGCGGGCGUGGCCCGUCCGGCCCUCUGGGUCUUCGAGGACACCGGCGUCGAGAUGCUCUUCGUCGCCGAGCCGGCGCGGACGGCGCUGGACUGCGGCGUCGACGCGGCCGUGGACGCGUUCGGCGAGGCGGCGCCGUCCGUGGCGCCGGGCCUGUCCAUCGCCGGCUACGUGCGGCCCGACACGGUGUCGCGCUUCUGCCUGCGGCCCGGCGGGCGCCGCGGCCGCGUCGACUCGCGGCGGUCGCGGCGCGUCUUCACGUUCGGCGCGGUCGCGGCCGCGCCGACGCUGCGCGAGCUCGCGGACUGGAUCGACGAGUCGCCGACGCGGUGCCUGCCGUCGGAGCGGGGGCUCCUCUUCGAGGCCGUGGAGCUCCUGUGCUUCUGCCUCGGCUACAAGCCCGUCGUGCUCCGGCAGCGGCUCCUCCGGGGCGGCGGCGGCGCGCACAACGCCGUCGUCCACGGCGCGCCGGGGAAUCUGUGGUCGCCGCACACGCGCGCGGUGCUCGCCUGGCUCACGACGGGUCCGGGGCGCGCGGAGGUCUGGCGCGGCGCGGCGCGGAACGAGUGGGGCGACGGCGACGACCCGCCCUUCGAGGACAGCCUCGUCUUCGCCCACGCGGCGACGCACGCCGACGCGGGCCGGCGCCUCGUCGAGCUCCGGGCCCAGGACGCGUCCGUGCCGGGGCAGGCGAGCCGCGACGCGACGGCGGAGUUCAUCGCCGAGGUCGGGCGGCUCCUCGCGUACCCGGCGGACAGCGUCCGGGCCUACAUGGCGGACGAGAUGCUCGUGGGCUACGAGCCGCGCCUCGUCGACCGCGCCCUGGACCGCGGCGCCGCGUCCGCGGCGCGGUCCCUGGCCGCGGACGUCGCGUCCUUCGUCGUCGGCGCAGACCGGCUCCCCGCGCUCCCGGGCCUCGACGCGCUCCUCGACGCGCCCCUCGACGGCGCGGCGCUCUCCGACGCCGCGUCGGCCCUCGACUGGCUUUACGGAUCGCCCAUGAGCGGCGUCGCCGCGUCGUUGAGCGGCGGCCGCCAGCCCGCGUCGUACUGGUCGUGCUCCGUGUACGACAGGCUCCCGCAGCAGAUGCUCCUACUCCGCACGAAGAGCACGGCGCCGACGCCGAACGGCGCGGUCAUGAGCCAGGCCACCCACACGAAAAACGACGUCGGUUCGAGGAUCAAAAAGUACGUCAUCGCGAUCGUCGCGGUCACGCCGAAGACGCAGAAGAUCCAGGCGCCGGCGAGGAAAUCGUUGCCGAGGUGGCGCCGCCAGUACGCGUCGGCGCUCGAGUCCUUCGCCACGCAGCAGCCGCAGGAGUUCAGGAAGACGCCGUCGUAG
Molecule: messenger RNA, 3108 nt
Organism: Aureococcus anophagefferens
Lineage: Eukaryota; Pelagophyceae; Pelagomonadales; Pelagomonadaceae
Exons: 5
Coding region: 1-3108 (1035 amino acids)
Biological process (GO): transmembrane transport
Molecular function (GO): transmembrane transporter activity
Source: RefSeq, a predicted model, not a curated record